AUGGGAAACUCUUCCGAGGAUUCGUCCGUGUUUCUGGACGGUCGGACGAAAAACGAUUUUAGUUUAAACUUCACCGACUCCUCGUUUAACGGGACGUUGAUUCUCCCGACGACGGAGUUUGAUCCGUUAGGACGACACACGGUCUGGCAGGUCGUCGUCAUCGUCCUCUUCACCGGGUCUCUGUCUCUGGUCACCGUCGUCGGGAACGUCCUGGUUUUCCUGUCGUUCCGGAUCAACAAGGCUCUGAAGACGGUGAACAACUACUACCUGCUGAGCCUGGCGUUCGCCGACCUGACGAUCGGAACGUUGUCCAUGAAUCUGUACACGACGUACAUCAUCAUGGACCAGUGGGCGCUGGGGCCGCUGGUGUGUGACCUGUGGUUGACCAUCGACUACGUGGCUAGCAACGCGUCGGUCAUGAACCUGCUGGUCAUCAGCUUUGACAGGUAUUUCUCUGUGAUGCGGCCGUUGUCCUACCGGGCCAAGCGUACGACCAAGCGAGCGAUGACGAUGAUCGGCCUGGCCUGGUCCGUGUCCUUCGUGCUCUGGGCUCCGGCCAUCUUGUUCUGGCAGUUCAUCGUGGGCGAGCGGACGGUGCAGCCCAACGAGUGCUACAUCCAGUUCCUGUCGGAGCCCGUCAUCACCUUCUGCACCGCCAUCGCCGCCUUCUACCUGCCCGUCUCCAUCAUGGCCGUGCUGUUCUGGAAGAUCUACCAGGAGACCCAGAAACGGGCCAAGGACGUGCAGAGCCUGAGGGGCUCGGGGGCGGCCAACCCAACGCAGAACCAGAACCAGAACCAGGAGAAAAAGAGUGGGAAAGGGUCGGCCAAUCAGAGGAAUUCCACGGCCAUGGUUCGACAAACCAGCUCCCAAAGCUGCAGUAGCAGCGAGCUAAACCAGAAGGUUUCAGGGAACCAGGAAGAGAACGACGGUGCAGGGGAAUCCAACCCUCCAACAGAGCAGGGUUCGAGGAAUGAACAGCGACGCGUCCGGCUGCGACCAGCCGCCGCCGUUAGCCGCCGCACGGCUAAAGACGCCAAAAACUCGUCCAAGAACGAGAAGAAGUCCAACGACAAGAAGGCGGCGCAGACGCUGAGCGCGAUCCUGCUGGCGUUCGUGAUGACGUGGCUGCCGUACAACAUCAUGGUUCUGGUCAACACUUUCUGCCGCGACUGCGUCCCCGAGACGCUGUGGGCGCUAGGCUACUGGCUGUGCUACGUCAACAGCACCGUCAACCCCAUGUGCUACGCUCUCUGCAACAAGACCUUCCGCUCCACGUUCAGGGACAUCCUGACCUGCCGCUGGAACCGGAGGAAGAACCAGACGCAGCUUCGCCAGCAGAGGAAAUAGUUACAACAGACACCCGCACUCUAG
This is a messenger RNA of Cololabis saira (Pacific saury), 1374 nucleotides long. Its product is annotated as muscarinic acetylcholine receptor M3-like. Gene Ontology annotation, cellular component: synapse; dendrite; plasma membrane. The record is from RefSeq and is a predicted model, not a curated record. Gene Ontology annotation, biological process: chemical synaptic transmission; G protein-coupled receptor signaling pathway, coupled to cyclic nucleotide second messenger; adenylate cyclase-inhibiting G protein-coupled acetylcholine receptor signaling pathway. Gene Ontology annotation, molecular function: G protein-coupled acetylcholine receptor activity; G protein-coupled serotonin receptor activity. NCBI's taxonomy places the organism in Eukaryota, Metazoa, Chordata, Actinopteri, Beloniformes, Belonidae.